AUCUGAAACCGGACUUCCCGGCAAUAGAUCAAGUUGCAAACAGAUUGCAAUAUUAUUAAGAUGUCAUUGAUGGAAUUCGAAGUUGGUAAUCAACCAUAAAACAACAAUAAAGCGUACGUGCGUGCGACAUGGUCAUACAAGGAAGGGGGCGAACUUCCCAUGAAAGGAAUGAGUACUUCCUCAAAAUUAUAAUAUAUCAUUGUGUAGAUUUAAUUAUACUGUGUGGUUUACUCUAAAGUAUUCAGCAAAAAUGUUUCUAUUGAUUAUUAUAUUCACAAACUUUGGGACUUUGAUAGCUGAUGAUGCAAUGAGUGACGGAAAUCUUCAAUGCUUCAACGAUUAUGACAAAAGUAUGGUUUGUCAUUUUACGACUGACAAGUCUAAGUGUGCUGAAUACAACAUGACAUUGAAAUUAUUGGGCGCACAAAAUAUAGGCCAGAAUGAUUGUACUUUCAAGGAAAAGGAGAGGUCCAAUGAUGUUUUCAAAUGUGGAUGCUCUAUUGAUCCAAUGGUCCUUAUUAUUGGGGAGGAGUUUAAUGCAACACUUUGGAAUUCUGGGAAGCGUCUAAAUUCCAAAAUCCUCUGUAUCAAAUGCAGCAUAAAACCCAAAACCCCCACCGUCCAAAAGGUGAAACCAACAGAAAAUGGGAAUUUCCUGGUCAAAUGGAAGACAAACUACCCUGAUGAUGCACCGUUUUCUAAGGACUUGAUUGCCGAAUUGAGCUACAGAAAGAAAGGAGAAACAGAUGAGGUGUCCAAAAAUUACUCAACAACUUCCCAUGAAUUACUUGGCAGAGACUUGGAGCCAAACACCAUUUAUGCUCUGAAGGUCAGAACCUAUACUGACAGGAGCGGCCAUUUCAGUGACUGGAGUGAAGAGUUGGAAUUCACCAACCCUGCAUCAUCUCGGAAAGUACUCCAGAUUGUCAUUGUUUUCAGUUGCAUUGCUGUUAUCAUCAUCACAAGUGCUUUAUUUUGGUGCAGUGUUAGACUCAAAACCAAGUGGUGGGAUAAUAUUCCUAAAUGUUCAAACCCAGACCUUUUGUACAUGGUUCCAGGAGUGCCUAAGGUAUUGUCUCCUCCCAAAAUACCUUUAUCCUCCAUCUAUGUUGAUUCUUCAAAAAUGGACACUGAAGGAAAAACAUGGACAAACCCCUUGAUAGUAGAUGGGAGCAGUGGAAGAGGUAGUGGCUCAGAGCUUGACUCAUCAUCUUCCCUGGGUUAUGCCCACACAUGUUCCAUGAGCCCGGAGCCUAGUAAUGUGCAGAUCAUUAGCCAUCUUCAAGAGGCCCUGAGCAAAGUCUUUCCCAGCCUUGUUCCUUUGGACGGGAAUCCUCAGUCAUUGCUUUUAGCCCCUCCUAUGACAGAUGAUGGUACACAAAUGAACUGCCCUGAGCCAAAUAGAGACAUUGGUGUGUGUUCAUCUGACUACAAUCCUCUUCAUUUCAUGAGUGAGUCUGGAGGCUCCUGUGGGUCGUCUCGUUACAACAAUAUUACCUACUCCCCCUCAGUGCCCCUCAACUCCAUUCAAGAGUUAACAACAAGCAAGACAUCCUCAUUUCCUAAGCAGCCUCUGCUCUUUUGUAACUCCUCCUACCAUUCUGGUGAGGCUGAAGUGUUGAAAAAUGCCCAUUCACAGCUGUUUCUUGGUACUGAUCAACAAGACCUUAACUUGUCCACUAACUGUGCACCCCUCUUGCAAACCGAGUUUUCAUAUCACCCGUGUGAUGGCGCCAGUGAUGAUUCAGAGACUACCACUUCAGCAGAGGACACCAGUCUGAUCUAUGGCUCUAAUGACAGCAAUGUGUCCGAACCUCACAAUGUUAUCAGUGUCGUUGAUGGAUAUCAGAGCUUCAGUGAGGCGGUCGGUAAGGACAAUAAGAGAGGAACUGAUGCCUUCAUGGAUGUGCCACUGCCACUUAAGGGUUUCCAGGAUGUGGACAGUAGCGAGCCACUGAUUUACGAUGUGAAUCCAUGUUACCACAGCCUGCCUGACCCUGGAUGCUGCCUUCCCCCGAGUGACGUCGAUUAUCAGACUUUACAGAGCCUGGGACAAAAUAGCCCAGAUCAGUGGGUUUCAGACAAAAUGCUGAACAAGUGUUUGGAGACUGAGAUCCCUCAAAGCUCCAUGAGGAACAUGCCUCUAAAUGUCAUAUCCAACUCACAGGAAGGACAAUGUCCGAUACCUGGAAAUCCCUUUCUUACUGCUUUCUGUUCAGACCAAGCCAUGCAAAUAGACAAUGACAGCUCCUAUCAUUGUGUGUGAUUCUACGGUAGACACUUUUGCACUUUACAAUUUCUUUUAUUUUGGGGACUUGAGCUCAUAUAUAUGUUUUUUUCUAUAUUAUACAAACAGUUUGAAUACCAUUCGGCCAUGAAAAUGCUGUAGCCUCAAGUCCAGAAAUGUUCCACAUUUUGGAUGUACAGCUUCUGUAAAUAAACAUGUGUGUGUGGGGAAACUGCAACAGUUAAUUGUUGAAGAGA
Oncorhynchus tshawytscha (Chinook salmon) is the source of this 2484-nucleotide messenger RNA. RefSeq lists its product as uncharacterized. The record is from RefSeq and is a predicted model, not a curated record. NCBI's taxonomy places the organism in Eukaryota, Metazoa, Chordata, Actinopteri, Salmoniformes, Salmonidae. Gene Ontology annotation, molecular function: cytokine receptor activity; protein binding. Gene Ontology annotation, biological process: cytokine-mediated signaling pathway; immunoglobulin mediated immune response. The coding region runs from base 251 to 2266 and encodes 671 amino acids. Gene Ontology annotation, cellular component: external side of plasma membrane. The transcript has 11 exons.